This is a messenger RNA of Vicia villosa (hairy vetch), 828 nucleotides long. RefSeq lists its product as uncharacterized. The transcript is spliced from 2 exons. The coding region runs from base 1 to 828 and encodes 275 amino acids. Lineage: Eukaryota; Viridiplantae; Streptophyta; Magnoliopsida; Fabales; Fabaceae. Gene Ontology annotation, molecular function: RNA-DNA hybrid ribonuclease activity; nucleic acid binding. The record is from RefSeq and is a predicted model, not a curated record.
AUGGCUAAUGAGAAGAAAUGGGAUAUAGAAGUUGUUAGAGAUCUUUUUGAUGAGGCGGAUUCGGAAAAAAUUCUCAAAGUCCCAUUGUUGGAAGAGGUUAGACAGGACAGGUUCAUUUGGAAGGAAGAGCAGGAUGGUACCUAUAGUGUGAAAAAUGGCUACCAUCUUUGGUAUCAAGCAGUUAGAAGUAAUAAGGAGGGAGGAGGGUCGGAGAAUUGGAGCAGUAUUUGGAAUAUCAAGGCGCCACCGAGAGACAUUAAGUCGCUUCUUCUUGAUAUUUGCUCGAAGGAAGACAAGGAAGUUUCAGGCAGACUUGCGGUUAUGAUAGAUGUUAUUUGGAAUAAUAGAAAUGACUAUGUCUGGCAAAAUGAGAAAGACGACGCGACAACCUUGGGAGUCAAAGCGAUCCAGAUAUGGAAUGACUGGUUUCAAGCUCAAGAUAAUUCAACAAACAAUGCUCGAGCACAACAGGCUUUAGUUUGGAGUGCUCCAUCUGUGGGCUGGCUUAAAUGUAAUGUGGAUGCGGCUUUUAAUAACAAUAACGACACUACUAACAGGGGGUGGUGUGUGCGUAACCACCUUGGAAACUUUAUCUACGCAGGUACUUCAUGGGAUCCCGGAAUUCUUCCCGUUUUUGAAGCCGAAGCUUUGGCUCUUAAAGAAGCUAUUCUUGGAGCUAUUUCCUCGCAUUUGGAGUUUGUGACUUUCGAGAGUGAUUCCCAAAUAGUGACACAAGCUAUCCAUUCCAAUAGGAAGGGUAAUUCAGAGUUUUAUCUUAUUAUUGAGUCCAUUCGUAGUUUAUUGUUUCCUUUCCAAACUUUGAGGUGA